Messenger RNA from Nerophis ophidion (straightnose pipefish), 3292 nucleotides. Its product is annotated as palmitoyltransferase ZDHHC3-like. Gene Ontology annotation, molecular function: protein-cysteine S-palmitoyltransferase activity. The record is from RefSeq and is a predicted model, not a curated record. Gene Ontology annotation, cellular component: endoplasmic reticulum; Golgi apparatus. Gene Ontology annotation, biological process: peptidyl-L-cysteine S-palmitoylation; protein targeting to membrane. The transcript is spliced from 7 exons. Lineage: Eukaryota; Metazoa; Chordata; Actinopteri; Syngnathiformes; Syngnathidae. The coding region runs from base 637 to 1533 and encodes 298 amino acids.
UUGCAUUCUCAUCCGGGAUAUGCAGCUGUUUACUCCCUACUUCCGGUUUGUUCUCGUCAAACUUAAAGGCCUACUGAAAUGAGAUUUUAUUAUUUAAACGGUGAUAGCAGGUCCAUUCUAUGUGUCAUACUUGAUCAUUUCGCGAUAUUGCCAUAUUUCUGCUGAAAGGAUUUAGUAGAGAACAUCGAAGAUAAAGUUCACAACUUUUGGUCGCUAACAUUAAAGCCCUGCCUUUACCGGAAGUCGCAAACGAGGACGUCACGGGUUGUAGGGCUCCUCACAUUGUUUAUAAUCAUAGCCACCAACAGCUACAGCGAUUGGGACCGAGUAAGCAUCAAUUUCCCCAUUCAUUUGAGCGAGGAUGAGGAUAAUGAGAGUGAAGGACUAGAAAAAAAAAAAAAAAAAAGACGAGGGCAGUGAGAGCGAUUCAGAUAUUUUAGACACAUUUACUAGGAUAAUUCUGGAAAAUAUCUUAUCUGCCUAUUGUGUUACUAGUGUUUUAGUGAGAUUAUAUAGUACCUGAAAGUCGAAGGGGUGUGGUGACCGCCAGUGUCUCCGUGGGAAGCCACGCAGCAGCAGCAGGACGCAAGCUCCGCUGAUGUCUAUGUAUGUGGUUAAAGCCACAGCUGUUUUAGAAUGAGGAGCCCGUCUCAUCGCACCAGGGACAUCGAGCGUCAGGCUGGCUACCUGAAGCCUGAACACUGCGCCCCUCCCCCUCCCCAGGGCAGCUCCGGCACCAUGUGGUUCAUCCGCGACGGCUGUGGCAUCGUGUGCGCCGUCAUCACCUGGCUGCUGGUUUUGUAUGCAGAGUUUGUGGUCGUGUUCGUGAUGCUCUGGCCCGCCAAGAGCCUGGCGUACAGCCUCUUCAACGGCGUGAUCUUCAACAGUUUGGCCUUCCUCGCCCUCGCCUCGCACGCCAAGGCCAUGUGCACUGACCCGGGAGCUGUGCCCAAAGGAAACGCAACCAAAGAAUUCAUCGAAAGCCUCCAGCUCAAACCAGGACAGGUGGUCUACAAGUGUCCUAAAUGCUGCAGCAUCAAGCCUGACAGGGCUCAUCACUGCAGUGUGUGCAAACGUUGCAUCAAAAAGAUGGACCACCACUGUCCUUGGGUCAACAACUGUGUCGGGGAGAACAAUCAGAAAUACUUUGUGCUCUUUACGCUGUACAUCGCGUUAGUAUCCUUCCAUGCAUUGGCCAUGGUGGCGUUCCAUUUUGUUUUCUGCUUCGAAGACGAUUGGUCAAAGUGCAGCACCUUUUCUGCACCAGCAACUGUCAUUCUGCUCAUCCUGCUGUGCUUCGAGGGGCUUCUGUUCUUAAUCUUCACCGCCGUCAUGUUUGGGACACAGGUUCACUCCAUUUGCAGCGACGAGACAGGCAUCGAGCAGCUAAAAAAAGAGGAAAGAAGAUGGAUCAAAAAGUCCAAGUGGAUGAACAUGAAAGUGGUGUUCGGUCACCCGUUCUCCCUUGCCUGGCUGAACCCGUUUGCCACACCUGACCACGGCAAGGCGGACUUGUACCAGUACAUCGUGUGACCAGUAAGAACUCUUCAUACGGUGACUACUCUGCUCCAACCAUAUUUACCAAUGACAUUUCAAAUGAAAUACAAUUUGCAAAAACCCGCCACUAUGGUACCUCCCUCUUGCUGCCGCACGCCAUCAGUGACGUUUAUUAUUGGGAAGCUGAAGAUUAUUGUCUUAAAAGUCAUCCACUUUCUCUGCGACACUGAUGUAUUAGGACCAGUGGUUCGAUUUGAGUAAAGGUGGUCCCCAGAUUGUAAAAUGUAGUUUAUUUUGGGAACAUUUGAGUAUUAUGGGGGUCAGCAGAUGCAAGGAUGCUGCUGUUUCAAACUAAAGUCAUGAAGAAGUAAGCACAUUUCUGGUUAGCAGAUGCUUGUUAACUAAGUUUAUUAACAAAAAGAUGUGAUAAUGUGAUGUUGACCUAAGAAAGGAAACAAUAGCUCGAUUGUUCUUUUCUUGCUGGAAAGGAAAAAACAAACUGGUGAGAAACAGGAUAAUGUCGCUCUGUUUUUGACAGUUGGUGAAGUGUCAGGCAACAUUACCUUUGAUGUAUGAGUGUCCCCGUGCGAGAGUAUCUCGGUAAUCCUCCCUAAGGCCUUAAGAGUCGCGCUGGACAGGUUGUUUUUUGUUCAUCUGCUUUGCCUUGCACUUUUGCCUCUCAAUCUGUGCACCUUGGUUCGUAAAAAUGAGGGCGGAUCCAGGCGGGUUACCUUAGCAACGCUGUAAUGACCACAUAUUGACCACUGACUACAGCAAUGAGUCCCGCCAAGUAAGCUGUAGUGAUGGGAAAAUGGCGCCUCGAUGAGCGUGUGGUACACUCACUAGCUGUAUUGACAAUGUGUUGCUGUUUCAUACUGGCACCAUUUGCUGGAUUAAAAACACUACAUAUGACUUGCAAAUAAAAUUAGGAAAUAUAUUGGUUUUUUUGGGUUUUUUUUUAGAAUAGCUGCCAGAAAGAAGUACGAAACUUGCAACUCUGGUCAAUGAGCCAAAAAGUCAACGGGAAAAUAACUUAUUCGGUGUGAUAAGAUUAAACUGAUCCCGCAUUUUGGAAUUUUUCCCAACAUCUAGUACGCAGUUUGGCACCUCAGAGUCUAAUGUAAUGGUCACAGUUUUUUCUUAAAGUGACACAGAUCGUGGUAUCAUUUGACACCGUGUCACUCCUAGUGUUUUAGAAUGCUUCGGUAUCAUUUGAGUCAUCGCUAAGCAGGCCACUUCCUGCGCCAUGGUGCUGUGAACGCACCUUUAGCACGAGCCUGAAGUUCCCUGACUUUUUUUUUUUUUUUUCACAGUAAUUGAAUUAUUUACAAAUGGGAGUAAGCACGCCACCAAUUAAAGAGUUGAGACCGAAAAAUAUGAAUAAAUGAUAUCAGUAUGUGAUCACGUGAUCUUAACCAGGCGGAACAAGAAGCCUUACCGCUUAAAAUACGUCAAGUUCAGACUGAAAUGUUUCUGUGUGAUUUGACUGAGUACACGCCAUUUGAAAUAUGAUCAUGUCAAAAAGUGGAACUUUUGUUAUUUGAACUUGCUUGUUGCCAACUUUUGAGUGUUUUAUAUAUGAAAUAAAGUGGACGGCAAAGUAACUGUCUCGGUUUCAGUGUAGACCUGUUUUCCAAAAGAUAAUGUUUGGUUUUAAAUGAGGAGUUUAUGCAUCUGCAAUAUUAACACCAGCUGUUUUCUUCAUUCAGUAUAUUAUGUCAAGAAUUCUAUUUUAAUACUUUAUGUAGGAAUAGCUUUUAUAAUGUAUUGAGAAAAUAAAGUCAUGUGGAGACUG